This is a messenger RNA of Bufo gargarizans (Asiatic toad), 1963 nucleotides long. RefSeq lists its product as uncharacterized. The record is from RefSeq and is a predicted model, not a curated record. NCBI's taxonomy places the organism in Eukaryota, Metazoa, Chordata, Amphibia, Anura, Bufonidae. The transcript has 9 exons. Bases 126 to 1181 code for a protein of 351 amino acids.
GAAUUCCAGCACGAAGAACACGUGACCAUUUCUGCCAAUCAAUGAGCACCCACGUGACUGGGGAUGAGCCUACAUAAAGCCGGCACGAGCAGCAUGACAGUGAUUGGAGCUUUUGGAGAGAGAAGAUGCUGCUGAAACUGUUCCUGCUCACUGGCAUGAUAGGUGUCAUUACCUCAGGGGACGUCAUCGAUGUACCCGGGCGGUUGGGCUCCGACCUUCUCUUCCAGGUGGAGGACGCCUGCCGCACCAACCACAGGUAUCCCUUUGACAUUUACUCUGAAAAAGAGAAGAUCGGGACGUAUCAUGUAGGAUGGAAAGGACUGAGAAGUUAUAAUGGUCGUCUGAAGUACAACGAGACGACCUGCACAGUGACCCUGACUGACCUGACUGAGGCGGACGGCACCAAAUUCCAAGUCUACUUCCAGUUCGGCAUAGACACCAAAUCCGGACCACAUUACAUCAACUACACCGUCACCAUGAACCCCGGAGACUCCACAACCACCGCUCCACCGCUCCUCACACUCAGCGAACCCACCAAUCAUAACGAGUGCCAGGUUUCUACUAGAAGACUUCUCGGCUUUGUCUCCUUCUGCUUUUCGCUGAACUCUGUGGUUAACGCCAUAUUCACUUUUGUGCUUCUAAUACUGAUAUUAAAACGAUUCUUCGAGAGGCUGGAGGAGCACAGUGUGAAUUUCGCUUGUGGGAUCAUUUGCGGUUUCAUGGUCUUAUCUCAAGUCGUCAGCUUAGGCUUGAUCUCCAGCGAAUGGUCCUAUUCAUGGUUCCUGAUAUUAAUUCCCAUCAUUCUUGUCAUGGACAUAUUGCUAUACUUUGGAUGCCUCCAGAAAUGUGUUGGAGCUCAAAUCACCACCUUCAUGGACAGAUUUUGCAACUCCAGAUGUAAGCAGAUCGCUCACUACAUUUUCAUUCUGCUGCUUCAGGUCGCGUUUACAGUCUGUGUUGGGAUCAUAUACUAUGAGAUCGAUGAUGACAAUUCAAGAGGACAAUCUCCUGAUAAUGGUUAUGUGGCCAUCGCAUUCAUCAUUUCUUUUCUUUUGAAUCUUGGAAUUUUCUUCAUUGGCUACUGUUAUAAAACGAAACGGAAUGGAUUCACUCAAGCUCCUUCCAAGGAAGUUCAAACGGCACCUGAUAACCCUGGAAAGACCUGCGAAACCUUGGUAUGAAGAUUCCAUGAUCUGUCUGACACCUGCCGAGCACCGGUGUCCAAUGUACAUGCUGUGGACAACUCAGAUCUAGUGGACCCAAAUUGUACCUCACUUAAAAUGAUAAAACCUGGGGGUAAGGGCUGUCAUCUGUACUGAAGGACUAGCAGUAGAUAAAAACAAAACAAAAAACAUACUUACCAGAGCUGGAGCGAAAUCUCGCAUGGCCCAAGAUGAGUUCUUACGUCACAGCGCACAGGAUUUAAGUCAAGAUCUUCAAGCAAGAUGGUGGCAGCCGGCCCGUCCCGAGCAAAUGGAGCAGAUUCUUUUUUUGUACUAUUUCAAGUUAAAUUGGUUCACUACCACGAAGCUUAAGGAAAUUCGGCUUUACGGCAAAUCAAAUUUAUCCUGAAAUUUGGAUUGAAGUCCACUUUGUGGACUUCGAUUCGCUCAACACUAUUCAUAAGUGUCAGAAUGUCAGGUAUUCCUAUUCAGUUGAUUGUGGAAAACUGACCUCAAAUUAUCCAGAAUAAUCUGGAAGGAAGAGCAGAAUACUUGAACAUAGAAUGAGAUGCUGUGGGUAUUGUUAGCUGCUGGUAAGUGUUAAUUUCUUCUGUAGCACUCCUAGUGGAGAAAUGGAGUAUUACCUUUUAUCAAUUAAGAGCUACAGAAAUGAAAGAGAUGGGUCCUCCAAAUGGAGGACUGUUCUCCAGGAGGUCCGACAUGCUGUUACAUUUUUAACAGGACAUGUGCAAAGUGUUAUCGAAACAUUUCUUAAAUCUUAUGUUGGCACUGUGAUUUUU